Molecule: messenger RNA, 4047 nt
Organism: Micropterus dolomieu (smallmouth bass)
Lineage: Eukaryota; Metazoa; Chordata; Actinopteri; Centrarchiformes; Centrarchidae
Product: prostaglandin D2 receptor 2
Exons: 3
Coding region: 454-1767 (437 amino acids)
Biological process (GO): positive regulation of cytosolic calcium ion concentration; complement receptor mediated signaling pathway; phospholipase C-activating G protein-coupled receptor signaling pathway
Cellular component (GO): plasma membrane
Molecular function (GO): complement receptor activity; G protein-coupled receptor activity
Source: RefSeq, a predicted model, not a curated record
AGGCUGGCGGCUGUGGCUGCAUUCACAGCAGCAUUGUGGAGGGCCACAUUGUCCGGGCGACUCUCGUCUUUGUUGAUGCCUCCGCGAGGAGCUGCUGUGCUAGUCAGGUCAGCUGCACCUCCAUGGCUACAUUUACCUGGCACAGGACAGCAGGGAUAUUUAUAGAGGACUUGUCCCUGCUAUGUACUCGUGUGCUUUUCUGACCUCAUGAUGGCAACAGGACUACAGGAUAUAACUGCUGCAUAGAUAAGAGUGUCACGGUCUACCAGUCCAUUCUGGGUGUAGAUCUGUUGAAGAGCAGAGUGAAACUUGGCACCAGACACUUCUCCUAUUGCUGUGGGACCUAGACAGGCCUGGACCAGCUCUUCAGGUGAUGAACCCUGCAGUCAGAGGUCAGAGGCUAGAGGUUACAGUUGCAGUAACAGGAAAAAUGAGUGAGCACCACUGUCAGACAUGAACUUCAACUCAAAUGCCACUGGGGGAACGCUGGUUUGUCCCUUGCUACAAAUGAUGAAGAAUCACAGCCUUAAUAACAACACAAAGGCCAAUUUGGUGGUGGUUUGCAUCCACGGCCUGGUUUCCUGCCUGGGGAUUUUGGAGAAUGCCCUCAUCCUCUGGGUGGUGGGUUUCCGCCUGCGGCGCCGCACCGUAGCCUCUGUCUGGGUGCUCAACCUGGCCAUGUCUGACUUCCUGGCAACUCUGACGCUGCCCCUCUUUACCUUCUACCUUUACUCCUCACAUAGCUGGGAGCUCGGCAGCGCUCUUUGCAAAACGGAGACGUCCAUCUUCUUCUUGAACAUGUUUGUGUCAGCCUUCCUGCUGGCAGCCAUUUCAGUGGACCGCUGCCUUCUGGUGGCAAAGCCAGUGUGGAGCCAGAAUCAUCGGUCAGUGGCAGGAGCGUGGAAGGUGUGUGCAUUGGGUUGGCUGUGGGCAGUAAUUAAUACAUUACCUUACUUCCUGUUCCGCUCAGUGACCGAGACACAGGACAGGAGGAAACUAUGCUAUCAUGAUUUUGCCUUGUAUUCAUCCUCUCAAGACACUUUGGAAAGAGAUUGCAAAGUGAGGCAGGCAGCAACAGCCAUCUCCAAGUUGCUGCUGGCAUUCCUGUUCCCUCUGGUGGUGAUUGCAGGAAGCUACAUCUACAUUUCUGUCAGCAUGAGGAACAGGAGGAGGAGGAGGAGGAAGCAGAGUGCCAACAGGCUCAUUGAUGCUCUGAUUGUGUCAAACAAAGAUGGGACAUCAGGUACUUCAAAUAUCCCUACAACCACAAAAAACACUAGCAUCUUUCUCAAGCCUCCGGCCUCAAGUCCAUCUGUAUUCCUGACACCUACAACCAUGUCCCCUACUACCCCCAAUCAGACCAGUAACAAUCAGCUGUCCCAGAGCUUUACCAAGAUGGUGACAUUUGUGAUUGCAGCAUUUGUACUGUGCUGCGCUCCCUAUCACAUCUUCUGCAUAAUCGAAGUGACAGCUCAGUACUGGCACAAAAAUCUCGACCUGGUGGAGGUGGGGCUGCCCGUAGCCUCAACAUUUGUGUUCUUGAAUCCGGUGUUGAACCCUAUUCUGUACGCUUUUAGCUGCCCAAAGUUCUGUGUGAGAAUACGACAGAGUCUGGGAGCAGUGUUUGACGGUCUGGUAGAGGAAGGAGGGGAGAUACUGAUGGCGCCAGGGAGAAGUUUAAGAGCACAUAUUAGGCGAAAGAGCAGUCGGGAUGUGAGCGUUGCAACACCAGGGUCACCAAAGAGUUCAUCUUCACCCUGUCAAUAACCUGACAUCCAACCCCCCUUCCCAAUGCCUUCAUGUGGAGCAUACAAAACAAGAAUCAAAAAAGGAAAAUAGCUAAGCAUUUGGAUUUUUGGCUUUAUGUUUGAUUUAGUGGAAUGCUUGAUUUUGAUCUUUAAUCAUGUUAGAUAUGUUUUAAUAUAUGUGCAAUUUCAAGGAAGCCCUCUGACGUAUCAUAUGUGGAACAUAAAUAAGUAGUAUAGGAUUUUUAGCCAUCCAUCGGUCCGUUGGUCCAUCCAUCACUCUGGUCCAGACCAAAAUUUCUCAACAAUUACUGGAUGGAGAGCCGUAAAAUUGUAUACAGCCAUCUGUGGUCCCCCUCAGGAUGAAUUGUAAUAACUUGAUUCUCUGACUUUUCAUCUAAUGCUAUCAUAGGAUCAACCUUUUGUUUAGUCCAGUGUUUAUGACCACCUGCCAAACUAAUGACAUUCCCAUCAGACUCAGGUACACUUUGUGUUUUGUGAUAAUUAGCAAAUGUUAGCAUGAUAAGAUAGGGAUCAUAGAAAACAUUACAACUGCUACAUUUGAGCAUGUUAGCAUUGUCACUGUGAGCAUGUUAUGUUUAUGUUUUAUUUAUUUGACAGGGACAAUGCACAACAUAUGUAUUAUAUCAGACUUAGCUAAAAGCUAAUUCUUAUAAGCAGUCCCUAAGAAGGUGCCAAUAUUGCGCAGGAUAAUAAUUUAAAAGAUUAAUGACAAAUCCAAACCUUACAUUUCAUAAAAAGCAGACCAAAUCAAAUCAAACCACAUUUAAUAGAAACAGACUAUACUAUAAAAACAGACUAAAAUAUACCAAUCCUCCCAAAACAAAACAAUAAUAAAUUCCCAUAUAAAACACACCAUCAACAAUCCCAAUGCUAAAAUACACAAUCCAUCAUAAGAAAUUAACCAGACACACAAGACUGAUACUGGCCACAUUCAGUAUCUCACAGCUCAAUGACUACAUACAUGAUUGUCCUUCAACCAUAUUUUCACACUUCCUUACGCUGCAUUGUCUGACAAAGAAUUCCACAUCCCAGCUGCCUUUACUGAGAAGCAGUCUUGUCCAAAUGUAGUAGGCGCAAUAGUCCCUCUAGAGGAAGCUCUUGUUAACCUUAAGCCGGGUCUACUUACCAUUUAAGAGGAUGUGGUGCUGAGUCAUGAAUGAUCUUGUAUAAUAACCAAACACUGGACAUACGCAGGACCAGGUUAUACAUUUUAACUAUAUUACAGUAAUGAUGAGUUGUGUUUUUAUUCAUUACUGUCAAUGCUUGUUUAUACAGACAAAUAAUCUACUGUUUGCAUUAAUGUACUGUUUAUUUGAGACCAGGUCGUACUACAAAAUGAGAAAUGUCAUGGUAUCAUUGUAUGUAUGUACAGUUUUGCUGCAUCUGUCCUCAUUUGAUUUCUUUUAAAUCUGGCAUGCUGAUUCAGUAUUUAGCUCAAAGCUAUUCAUGCUCCUAGGUGGGUGAAGCUAACAGGCGUUGGUCAUCCCCUGACUUUGCCUCUAGUGCUACCAUGAGGUUAACAUUAGUGGUUUUUAAUAAUAAUAAUAAUAACUUGGCAUUUCCUCAACUUUCCUCACUGAGCUGAAAACAUGAUUGUAGAGUCUUAGCCUUGUUGUUGUAUUAUGCAUCUAGGAACCUACACCAAUAUUUGCUUUUUGACUACAUUUAAAUGUUCCAAUAAUAAAGCACAACCAUUUAUAAAUCGAAAAGAUGCUGAAAAGUUCAUUCAUGCCUUUAUUUCAAGUGGUUACUCUAACUAACUGGCCUCCUGUAUAAAACCAGUGCUCUGGCUUCCCGGAACAUUCACAACUGAUUUUAAGGUCCUAUACAAAGGCCCCUUAAUGGUAAGGGCCAAGCUACAUUGCUAACUUCCUUGUUCACUACUCUCCUUCAAGAACACUGUGAUCAUCUGCUGCCGCUUUAAGGGAGAUUCCCAGAAAGAGUUGAAUGAAAAUCGUGGGAUGCAGCCUUUGUCUGUUAGGCUAUGCCUCAAUAUGGAACACGCUACUUAUAGAUUUCACUAAAUAUUUGUAAAUGAAAGCUAUGAACCUGUCUCUUCCCUUCAGCCUUCAGCUAGCUGUGACUUUCCUGAUACAGAUGGAAAUUAUUUGCACUUUGCUUCACACUUUUGCACUACUGAGCUGUGUUUUACUUGACUUCAUGCAUUCUAUGCAUUGUAUUUUGGGACUUUUUUUAAUUAUUAUUUUUUAACGGGUUUUAUUUUCCAUUGUAUGUUAUGCAUCCCUUUUUUUAUCUUCUUAUCCAUAUGUUUUUUUAU